AUGUUUUCAGAGGUCAUCUCAUUCCCGGUCGACUACGUCCCGGACUGUAAGCUCACUAAGUGGGUUUCAAAGAGAACUGGGUUGCAAUUGAUCCAUAUAGAUUACAAGUCAUCGCCUCUGGUGCAAGGCUAUUUUGCAUUGGCUACAGAGUGUCCCAAUGAUUCAGGUGCACCACACACGCUGGAGCACCUUGUGUUCAUGGGGUCCAAACAGUACCCGUACAAGGGUCUUCUCGACACAGCAGGUAAUCUGUGCAUGUCCUCUACUAACGCAUGGACAGCUACGGACCACACGGCGUACUCACUCACGACCGCUGGGUGGGAAGGAUUUGCCAAAUUGCUCCCCGUGUACCUCGACCAUGUGCUAUUCCCGACGCUGACAGACGACGCCUGCGUCACUGAGGUGCACCACAUCGACCCGGAGAACUUGUCCGACAAAGGUGUUGUCUACAGUGAGAUGGACGCCAUAGAAAACCAAAGUUGGUUUAUUACCAACUUGGCCAUGCAAAGACUGGUGCACCCAAAUGGCAGUGGGUACAGAAGUGAAACAGGUGGGCUCACCCACCAAUUGCGUGACCUAACCAACGAACAGAUUAGACAGUUCCAUAAAGACAUGUACUCAUCCGAUAACCUGUGUCUAAUCAUCACUGGGAAUUUGGAUUCACAGGAACUACUGAAUAUCGUUCAACAAUGGGACGACACUUUGACUGCAAAAGUGGACGAGCAAAGACGUAGACCAUUUAUAGACACACCGCUGUCCCAGAUCCCAGCAUCGAACACCACGUUACAAGAGACCUCCGUUGAGUUCCCAGAACUAGACGAAUCACAAGGUGAGGUCAUGCUUACUUGGAUUGGGGAAUCCUACUUUGACUACGUGAAUGACCUGGCCGUCACGAUUUUAAUGGAGUAUUUCACGGAAACAGCCGUGGCGCCGUUCACCAAACAGUUGGUAGAAAUUGAUGACCCACUAGCGACAAGCGUCGAAUACUGGACUGACGAUUAUAUGCGCACAAUUGUAAACAUCUCCAUGCGCGGUGUCCCCACAGACAGCUUGGAAGAGGCCAAAUUAAAAUUGCUCGAGAUCCUCGCGUCGCACCAAAUUGACCUGACAAGAAUGAAACAAGUCAUAGAUACCGCCAAAUGGGAGUACAUUAUCAGAAGCGAAAAGGCUCCGGAAAAUACCAUUUUGAAUACUUGUAUCACUGAUUUUCUGUACGGUAACAACGACGGAAGCUCUUUGAGAGCCUCUGUGGCAACGUUGAGCGACUAUACACUUCUCAUGGAUUGGAAUGUGGACCAAUGGCAGGCUUUGUUGGACCGUGUAUUUAUUGCAAACAAACCGCAUAUCGUUGUUGGAAGACCAAGUGCAACUCUCUAUGAACAAAUUGAGAAGGACAAUGAGCUUUUGUUGAAGGAGAGGGAGAACAAACUUACUCCUGAGGAAAGGAAAAAGAUUUUGGAUCUUUUGACUAAUGCCAAAUUGCACAAUGACAUCAAGAUUCCAAAGAGUAUAUUGACAGGUUUUGAAAUAGAGAAUCCAACCACCUGUGUGAACUUUACCAAGACUAAAAGUGUAACACCUUUGCCAGAAUACCAGUUUAAUGACACAAACGAUAACUUGACCAAAGAACUCAUUACUAUGAAACCGCAAGAUUUCCCCAUGUUUAUUCAUUUGGAACACUUCCACGCACAGUUCAUCGAGUUUCAUUGUAUUUUGAAUACAGCAGUUAUCAAAGAUGAGACACUACUUCCAUUUUUCCAUGUCUUUGAUAGACUGUUUUCAAUGCCUAUGUUGUUGGAUAAUGGCGAAAUUUUACCCUUUGAAGAUGUUGUGUCGAAAUUGAACUCGGAGACGGUGGAUGCACAAAUCUCUCUCGGUGUGCAAGGCACAUUUCCUGAUCUGAUCGAUAUUAGAGUUAGAUGCAAGUGCGAGGAAUAUUCUCAGGCGGUCGACUGGGUCAAGCACGUGCUGUUUGACAUGCACUUCGAUGAAACUCGUGUUAGCGUUUUGCUAGAAAAUUACUUAAACUCCAUUGUUGAAUUGAAGAGAGAAGGGGAUGUCAUGUUGCAAUCGAUCACCAACAGAAAUUUGUUCACAGAAAGAAGCAUCCAGAAGUCUGCUGACCCUCUGUUUGUUGAAGACACGCUGAAGCAGAUUUUAGACGACAUCAAAGAUGGCAAAUUUGAAAACUGUAUCCUACCAAAGCUUGAAACGAUGAGAAGUCAUUUAAGGCGCCAGUUUGAUAAAUUCCAUUUGUUGGUCUUAGGUGAUAUGGAAAAAAUUAAAAGUGAGUUGUACACAGCAUGGGGACCAUUAAUCAAGCAGAUCGGCACUACGGAAGAACAACAUUUGACUCGUAUCCCCGUAACUCCUAAACCCUUGAAUUCUAUCUCGGAUAUAUGCAAAAAUCCAUCACAAAGGGCUUUCAUUAUUACCACACCUGGUUCAGAAUCUUCGUACAUGAAAACAGUCACCAAAGUGCCUUUUGAUCUGGACUACUACCAUCCAGAUUAUGCUGCUGUCUCCCUGGCGUCCGAAUAUUUGCAGUGCGUCGAGGGGCCAUUCUGGAACGGUAUCCGUGGCUCCGGUUUGGCGUAUGGUGCCAACAUGAUCAAGAAGCCAGAGAUCAACACCUGGGAGUUCAGCGUCUACCGUGGGGCAGAUGUCAUCAAAUGUUACGAAACAGGGAGAGCUACAGUCGAAAACUUCGCCAAUGGUGUUGAGGCAUUCGAUCGCCAACUAAUCAUGGGUGCCUUGAGUUCGAUUAUCAACACAAUCGCAUCUAUAGAGAACGGUUACCUUGCCACUGGUAUCAGCAAGUUCAUUGACGAGUUUAUCUUAGAGAGGGGCACUAAAUUCACGGAGGAUUACCUAAGGAGACUUUCAGAGGUUACUGUUGAAGAUCUACAACGCGUAAUGAAACAGUAUCUGAUCAACCUAUUCGAUUCCGAGAAAAGUGUCGUAUUUGUCAGUUGUCAUCCAUCUAAGUUGGAAUCGAUACAAGAAUUCCUAGAAGGCGAAGGGUUUACUAUUGAAUUAGAAGAACUGGAGGAUGACGAGGAUGAAGAUGUCAGCAGUUCUGAUGAAGAUUAG
Messenger RNA from Huiozyma naganishii CBS 8797, 3093 nucleotides. It is a transcript of the gene SDD3, whose product is annotated as Sdd3p. The record is from RefSeq and is a predicted model, not a curated record. The coding region runs from base 1 to 3093 and encodes 1030 amino acids. Lineage: Eukaryota; Fungi; Ascomycota; Saccharomycetes; Saccharomycetales; Saccharomycetaceae. Gene Ontology annotation, molecular function: metal ion binding. The transcript has a single exon.